Molecule: messenger RNA, 2353 nt
Organism: Vanessa tameamea
Lineage: Eukaryota; Metazoa; Arthropoda; Insecta; Lepidoptera; Nymphalidae
Product: WD repeat-containing protein CG11141
Exons: 10
Coding region: 218-2260 (680 amino acids)
Molecular function (GO): protein binding
Source: RefSeq, a predicted model, not a curated record
ACAGUACACGUUAGUCUGAAAGCCAAUAAUAAUUGAUAAAAAUCCUAAAUGCACAACGUCAAAACGGGCUGUUCGCCACAGAGUACGUUGUUUAUAAGACCAAAAGUCUGAAAGUUGAAAGUUUAAACUGUUCAUAAAAAAUAUAUACAAUGAAGUCAUGAUUCCACCACUGAAAAGGGACUUUCCUUAUUUAUUGUGCUAUUUUAAGUAAGCGAAGAUGGAAGUAACUAGCGGUGCCGAAGAGGGUUUCGUAAGAGAAUGGACACCGUGUUCACAUAUUCUGAACUUGAUUCCUCCUAGAAUUCAGACUGGAUUAUUUUCGAAUGAAUUGUGUUUGACUUGUGUGGAUGCAGUAAGUGAAUAUAUUGCUCUCGGUACAAAUGUUGGCCUCGUCUACUGGUAUGAUAGGAAAAAAGGGAACAUUCAGCGACUGAGAUGCGAGGCCUCAACAUCUCCUAUUACUUAUGUCAAGAUUGUCAGCACUGUGGAUUAUAUGGUAGGAGCUGGAAAUGCCGCAGGACAAGUCACAGUGUUUCAGAUCCCAAAGGAACAUCCUGAAAAUUUACCUGACACUUUCAAACCGAAAGUAGAACCCAAAGUAGAAAGGUACACAAUAGGCGACCUGCACAAAAGCAAAAUAACAGCGAUAGAAUGGUCGAAGAACGGAAUGCGAUUGUUUUCCGGGGACAAGAACGGAGUGAUCAUUAUGACUGAAAUCGACUUCUACAUGCAUUUAUGCAAAUCUAUGGAGAUAGUGAACGAACAGCACGAGAUAGUUCAAAUGAGCUACUACCAGAACACACUGCUCGUGUCGAGCGUCUACCGGAGCAUCGUGUGCGAGCGACGUGACAAUCGCUGGCACGUCACGCAGCUGGGGAAGAAGGAGCGGAAGAGCCUGUGCGCGCUGGGCGCCGUGUUCCAGUACUCGUACGCGUGCGGCGGCGCGGCGGCGGCCUACUGCGCGCGGCCCGGCCUGCGCCUGUGGCGCGCCGACCUCGCGGGCCACGUGCAGCAGACGCUGCUGUUUAAGGAGGCGAUAUCGAAUCCUCUCACGGUGGCCGAGUUACUGAACCCGUCUCAAAAGAAGCAUUCGCACGCAGAGCGGGAAUACAACUUCGGGCCCCUGUUCGUGUUCCGCGAGCACUUCCUCGUGUCGCACAACGAGCACGUGCUCUACAUCCUGGACCCGCGCUCUCUGACCGCCGUGGCGGUCGUGGACGACCUCCGCAGGAUCCUGUCGGUGUCGGUGAGCAAGGACGAGAUCUUCGUGCUGGAGGGCGAGCGCUCGCUGCUGCGGCUGGCGCACGCGCCGGAGCCCGCCGCGCUCGCCACAGACGAACCGCCGAACCUCAUGACGAAGUCGCUCACGACGUCGCUGCAGCAGGCCGUCAACACCGUGCGCGACCUCACGCACCUGGACCAGACCGUCCCCUACAUCAGCAGCGUGCUGGAGCAACCCAUCUCCAUGUUCACGCGCAAUGAGACCCUCGACGCCGGCCUCGUCGCGCCCGGGGAGGAGUGCUUCGAGCUGCCCCCCAUCAAGCAUCUCCCGCUCGACAUAUCGGACAACGUGCUGGAAUCCAUUAUUAACGAGUUCAAGGACGUAUCAAGCGACGCGGAGGAGAUCCGACGGGUGAAGUCCGAGGAGCUGCAGAAGAAGCUCAAACUGUACAACAGGAUCAUGGAGAAGAAAUAUGACGAGGAGCUCAUACACAGCAGUCGCCGGAGCCGCAGGAAGGAGUCCGGCUCGGGACCGACCACCCCGCGCGUGGCCACGCCGGUCCGGAAACCGGACUGCGUCAGCUACACCAGCCCCUGCCUCAUGAAUAUCUCUGUUUAUGGUACCAUACCACAGCAGAAUGACGAUCUUUUGGAGCAACAGAUUGAAGAGAAGGAGAAAAUUCUCGCAAAAAUGCUGAAUUUAGAAUCUCUAAGUAUUAAAAGUCCUGUCGUGAAAGACGUUAAAAGUGACUUCAUUACAAACCCGAAAAAGCAAGACUUUGAUAAACCAGUACAACCUCCGCGUGAAUUUUCAACGCAACCAACAGAAAAACCGAUAGCCGAUAAACCAGUAUCGAAAAUCGAACCAGUCCAGAAGAAAAUCGAACCUGGAGAGUUAGUUCCUAAAGUUGUAAAAAUGCCCAAUAACUGGAAUUUAGAAAAUAUUCAAUUAAAAUUAGACAUAAAGAACGGCGUUAAGGACGCAACUAGUCUCGUGUCACCUGACGACCAUUUGGACAGCGAAUGGGAAGUCAUAUGAUACUUUAAUACAUUCGCUAAGGAUUCGAAGCCACGCGAUGCUUAAACACGCUUCAACAUGCAGUUCAUUUCAAGGGAAGUUGGAAAAUUAAAA